CGGCGGAAGUGGCGGGGGCGGUGCCAUGGACAAAGGACUCCGCCUGGGGAAGUGGGGCUGGAGGUACUGCAGCACCCGAUUCUGCCUGAGGCUUGAAUCCCACCCAAGGGACCACAUCUGAGAAAACCCAGCCUGUGUCUGCAGCAUCACCUUGAGUUCCUCGGAUGAUUCAGGAAUGGAGAAUCGUCAGCAGUGUUAAAUAUACACCAUCAACUUAGGAGAUGUCAUCUUUGCAAAGGAAAGGGCUGCAGGCAAGGAGUCUCAGCUCUGAGGAAGAGGAGAAACUGAAGCGGGACCAAGUUUUAGUGUCUGAUUUUAAGCAGCAAAAGCUGGAAAAAGAGGCUCAGAGGAACUGGGACCUUUUUUACAAAAGAAAUAGCACUAAUUUCUUCAAAGACAGACACUGGACCACCAGAGAGUUUGAGGAGCUCAGGUCAUGUAGAGAGUAUGAAGAUCAAAAAUUGAUUAUGCUUGAAGCUGGCUGUGGGGUUGGAAACUGUUUAUUCCCGCUUUUAGAAGAGGAUCGGAAUAUCUUUGCCUAUGCCUGUGAUUUUUCUCCACGAGCAGUUGAAUAUGUCAAGCAAAAUCCUUUAUACGACACAGACAGAUGCAAGGUAUUCCAGUGUGAUCUAACUAGAGAUGACCUUCUGGAGCACGUGCCCCCAGAGUCCGUGGACGUUGUCAUGUUGAUAUUUGUGCUCUCUGCGGUUCACCCUGAUAAGAUGCACCUAGUCUUACAGAACAUUUACAAGGUAUUAAAGCCAGGCAAAAGCGUCUUGUUUCGCGACUAUGGGCUCUAUGAUCAUGCCAUGCUUAGGUUUAAAGCCGGCAGCAAACUUGCAGAAAACUUCUAUGUUAGACAGGAUGGAACCAGAUCGUAUUUCUUCACUGAUGGCCACUUACCCAGCGCCAGCUGUCAGCUCACAAGCCUCCUCUGGUGACAGCGUCUAGUGACUGAGCUGAGUUCGUGGAUAGGCUUGGACACGCCAUGUGGACCACCUGCCAGGAGCUAUGCUGAGGGGCGGAGGGCAAACCAGGCUCUUCAGUAAAGCAGGUAGGGCCGUACAGUGCCAUGAGGUUAGGCACAAAGGCAAGAAAUCUUUUUCUGUAAAAAUGAUUGACUCUUUUUAACUACACAAACUUGAUAUAGAGGGGUCUUUAAAGGGUCAUUUUUGAUCGGAAAACCGUCCAAACACCGAACAUUAUUUUAUUUUAGGUAUUUUGAACAAUAAUUUUAAGCCUGUUUAAUACAGGCAGACAUCAUUUUAUUACACUUUGCAGAUAAUUGUGUUUUUCUCCAGUUGGAGGUUUGUGGCAACCCUGUGCCGAGCAGGUCUGUUGGCACCAUUUUUCCAACAGCAUUUGUUCAUUUCAUAUCUCUGUCACAUGUUGGUAAUUCUCACAAUAUUUCAAACUAUUUCAUUAUUAUUGUAUUUGCUAUGGUUACCUGUGAUGAGUGAUCUUUGAUGUUACUUUUGCGAAAAGAUUUUGAUUUGUUUUAGGCUCGUGAUGGUUCGCAAUAAAGUAUUUUUUAAUUCA
Molecule: messenger RNA, 1539 nt
Organism: Camelus dromedarius (Arabian camel)
Lineage: Eukaryota; Metazoa; Chordata; Mammalia; Artiodactyla; Camelidae
Gene: METTL6
Product: methyltransferase 6, tRNA N3-cytidine
Exons: 6
Coding region: 222-941 (239 amino acids)
Source: RefSeq, a predicted model, not a curated record